Messenger RNA from Bipolaris oryzae ATCC 44560, 1632 nucleotides. RefSeq lists its product as uncharacterized. Gene Ontology annotation, molecular function: methylmalonate-semialdehyde dehydrogenase (acylating, NAD+) activity; malonate-semialdehyde dehydrogenase (acetylating, [NAD(P)+]) activity. The coding region runs from base 1 to 1632 and encodes 543 amino acids. The record is from RefSeq and is a predicted model, not a curated record. Gene Ontology annotation, biological process: thymine catabolic process; L-valine catabolic process. Lineage: Eukaryota; Fungi; Ascomycota; Dothideomycetes; Pleosporales; Pleosporaceae. The transcript is spliced from 4 exons. Gene Ontology annotation, cellular component: mitochondrion.
AUGUCGACUCCCAUCAAUCAAAGCAAGGUUGCUGCUCGGCGGCUGCAUGCCACCGCUCAGCACUUGAAGCCAGCAUCGUCUGCAGCGGCCGAAUCGUACCCCAUGAACCACGAGCCAAUCCAAUCGCCGGCAGACACACAGAACUUUAUCGACAACCAGUUUGUCGCCUCCAAGGCUACACAAUGGAUUGAUCUGCACGACCCAGCGACCAACAACCUGGUGACACGGGUUCCACAAAGCACGGAUGAGGAGCUCAAGGCGGCCGUGGACAGCGCCGAGAAGGCCUUCAAACCAUGGAAGGAGACGAGCUUGCUUCACAGACAGCAGAUCUUGUUCAAGUACACACACUUGAUCCGCGAGAACUGGGACAGGCUGGCAGCCAGUAUCACACUCGAACAGGGCAAGACAUUCGCUGACGCCCGAGGUGAUGUGCUUCGCGGCCUGCAAGUCGCGGAGACGGCGUGCGGUAUCACAACCCAGAUGACGGGCGAAGUGCUCGAGGUUGCCAAGGACAUGGAGACACGCAGCUACAGGGAGCCACUGGGUGUUGUGGCUGCCAUUUGCCCUUUUAACUUUCCCGCCAUGAUCCCGCUCUGGACUAUUCCCAUCGCCGCUGUGACAGGUAACACUGUUGUUAUCAAGCCCUCGGAACGCGAUCCCGGUGCGUGUAUGAUUCUGGCUGAGCUUGCCGAGAAGGCCGGCUUCCCUCCUGGUGUCAUCAACAUUAUUCACGGUUCGGCAAAGACUGUCGACUUCAUCAUUGACGAGCCACGCAUCAAGGCUAUCAGCUUUGUUGGAAGCAACAAGGCCGGAGAAUACAUUUACGCACGCGCAUCUGCCCAGGGCAAACGUGUACAGGCCAACUUGGGGGCUAAGAACCACGCUGCUGUGCUUCCCGACUGCAACAAGAACCAUGCACUCAAUGCUAUUGCCGGUGCUGCUUUCGGAGCUGCCGGGCAGCGAUGCAUGGCUUUGAGCACCUUGGUCAUGAUUGGUGAGACAAAGGACUGGGUUCCUGAAAUUGCCGAGCGCGCAAAGGACCUUUCCAUGAACGGUGGUUUCGAAGACGGCGCCGAUCUUGGACCGGUCAUCAGCCCAGAGUCUAAGAAGAGAAUCGAAGACUUGAUUGCUAGUGCUGAGGAGGAGGGUGCGACUAUUCUCCUUGACGGACGUGGCCAAAAGCCUCCGUCUGAGAAGUAUGCCAAUGGCAAUUGGGUCGGCCCUACCAUUAUCGCCAACGUCAAGCCCCACAUGAAGUGCUACAAGGAGGAAAUCUUUGGGCCAGUGCUGGUGUGCCUGAAUGUCGAGACGAUUGACGAGGCCAUUGACAUGAUUAACGCAAACGAAUACGGAAACGGUACCGCCAUCUUCACCCGCUCGGGGGCAACUGCCGGCCGUUUCCAGCGCGAGAUUGAGGCAGGUCAAGUUGGUAUCAAUGUGCCGAUUCCAGUCCCUCUCCCCAUGUUCUCCUUCACCGGCAAUAAGAAGUCGGUUGCAGGUGGUGGCGCAAACACAUUCUACGGCAAGCCAGGUCUAUUGUUCUACACACAGCAGAAGACUGUGACAAGUCUGUGGAGGAGCGAAGACGCAGUCGCAACAAAGGCAUCAGUCAACAUGCCGACUCAGAGUUAA